AUGGCAUCAUCAACUUCAGGACCUCCAAGAGCAAGUCUAUAUCGUCAGUAUAGUCGUGGAUCGACUGCAGGUGGAUCCAUCGAGAAUUUGCCUCCUCGUACUUUAGCGAGAGUUGCGAGGGAAGUCCGAGACCUGAUACAGAACCCACCGGAGGGCAUCCGACUCGUCGUUGAUGAUGACACUGGCCUACCAGCCAAUUUGGGAGAGGUUGUGGCAGAACUAGAAGGACCACAAGGGACUCCUUACGAAAAGAAAUAUUUUCAUCUGAAACUUUGUUUGGGGGCUGAUUUCCCAUCGUCUCCACCUCGGGGUUUCUUUUUGACAAAAAUCUAUCACCCAAAUGUUGACAUGUCAACAGGGGCAAUCUGCGUGAACACCCUCAAGAAGGAUUGGACUGCUGAGACAACACUCACACACGUUUUGAGCGUCAUAAGAUGUCUCCUCAUUGUGCCAUUCCCUGAAAGUAGUUUGAAUGACGAGGCCGGGAAACUAUUCAUGGAAAGCUACGAUGAGUAUUCAAAGCGAGCUCUAUUGAUGGCAGAUGUACACGGUCGAUCUCACUCUUGCGCCCAAACUGAUACCAAAGAGUCAAGUGAUGAGAAGUUGGAAACAGACGAUGGCAAUUCCGGCUCUGGCUCCUCGGCACAAAGCUCCAAAAAGCCCGAUUCAGCAAACCCACUUAGUAGCAAGAAUGCUAAUAAGAUGGCAACAAAGGGUUCAAGUAAGAGUGCGAGUGGAAAGAUGAAGAAAAAGAAGAGUUUGAGAAGACUGUGA
Messenger RNA from Cylindrotheca closterium, 774 nucleotides. The record is from the annotation of a GenBank genome assembly. Lineage: Eukaryota; Bacillariophyta; Bacillariophyceae; Bacillariales; Bacillariaceae.